This is a messenger RNA of Acanthosepion pharaonis, 579 nucleotides long. The record is from the annotation of a GenBank genome assembly. Lineage: Eukaryota; Metazoa; Mollusca; Cephalopoda; Sepiida; Sepiidae.
AUGUACUGUCCCCCUUGCCUUCAAUAUGUACUGUCCUCCUGGCCUUCAAUAUGUACUGUCCCCCUUGCCUUCAAUAUGUACUGUCCUCCUUGCCUUCAAUAUGUACUGCCCCCCUUGCCUUCAAUAUGUACUGUUCCCCUUGCCUUCAAUAUGUACUGUUCCCCUUGCCUUCAAUAUGUACUGUCCCCCUUGCCUUCAAUAUGUACUGUCCCCCUUGCCUUCAAUAUGUACUGUCCUCCUUGCCUUCAAUAUGUACUGUCCCCCUUGCCUUCAAUAUGUACUGUCCCCCUUGCCUUCAAUAUGUACUGUCCUCCUUACCUUCAAUAUCUGUCCCCUUGCCUUCAAUAUGUACUGUCCCCUUGCCUUCAAUAUCUACUGUCCUCCUUACCUUCAAUAUGUACUGUCCCCCUUGCCUUCAAUAUGUACUGUCCUCCUUGCCUUCAAUAUGUACUGUCCCCCUUGCCUUCAAUAUGUACUGUCCUCCUUACCUUCAAUAUGUACUGUCCCCCUUGCCUUCAAUAUGUACUGUCCUCCUUGCCUUCAAUAUGUACUGUCCUCCUUGCCUUCAAUAUGUACUGA